Rana temporaria (common frog) is the source of this 2400-nucleotide messenger RNA. RefSeq lists its product as uncharacterized. Bases 36 to 2309 code for a protein of 757 amino acids. The transcript has 3 exons. NCBI's taxonomy places the organism in Eukaryota, Metazoa, Chordata, Amphibia, Anura, Ranidae. The record is from RefSeq and is a predicted model, not a curated record.
GUCCCAGACACAUGCAUGAAUAUACUUAAGAUGCUAUGACAUAUGUGAGGACAUAUGGUAGACCAGAUUUAUUUAUCACCUUUACAUGCAAUCCAGGUUGGACUGAGAUAAAGGAAAUGCUCAAAAACGGUCAAGUACCCAGUGACCGCCACAACUUAAUUGCGAGAGUCUUCAGACAGAAACAGUUUACAUUGAUCGAACUUAUAACAAAGGCCCAUGUGUUUGGACCCCCAAGAUGCUGGAUGUAUACAAUUGAAUAUCAAAAGCGAGGAUUACCACACUCACACAAUUUAAUCUGGUUGGCAGGCAAAAUCCAGCCCACACAAAUAGAUGAGGUUAUAUCUGCUGAACUCCCAGACCCAAGAGAGGAUCCCAAUCUUUAUACAGUGGUAACAAAAAAUAUGAUCCAUGGACCCUGUGGAAAUAUAAACCCCAAUUCACCAUGUAUGAAGGAUGGAAAGUGCAGCAAGAGAUACUCAAGGGAAUUGAUUAAAGAAACACAAACUGGAGAUGACGGUUAUCCUCGAUAUAGACGACGAGCUCCACAAGAUGGAGGGUUCACGGCGAAAGUAAAGUUACAUGGCACAGAAAUAGAAAUAGACAACAGGUGGGUUGUGCCAUUUUCACCCCUGCUUUCUAAAAUGUUCCAGGCACACAUUAACGUUGAGUACUGCAACAGUGUAAAAUCAAUCAAGUAUGUGUGCAAGUAUGUAAACAAAGGCAGUGAUAUGGCUGUGUUCAGCCUAAACAAUGAGAAGACAAACAAUGAAGUCAUCCAGUAUCAGUUGGGUAGAUACAUAAGCAGCAGCGAAGCCGUGUGGUGGAUCCUAGGGUUUCCAAUUCAUGAAAGACACCCUACAGUUGUUCACCUGAGUGUUCAUUUGGAAAACGGUCAGAGAGUUCAUUUCACAAUGGAGAGUGCUCCUAGAGUAGUUGAACAGCCACCAAACACAACUUUAACAGCAUUCUUUAAACUAUGUAAAGAGGAUCCUUUUGCAAGAACAUUGCUUUAUCCUGAGGUUCCUCGAUACUAUACAUGGAAUGCCCCAAGGAAAGUUUUCUGUAGAAGAAAAGUUGGACAGCACCUCCCUGGACACAAUAUAGUUGAAAGUGAUGCUUUAGUUCGAGGACCAACUUCUUUCUCAGCGCUGAGAACAAUAAAUGGCGAGGUAUGCCAAACAUACAGAGAAGCCUGUCAGAAACUUGGUUUGCUUGAAGGAGACCAACACUGGGAUAAUACAUUGAGAGAAGCCAAAUUAAUUUCUUUACCAGACCAAAUCAGAAACCUGUUUGCUAUAAUACUAACAACAUGCAGUCCUUCAAAUCCAAACACUUUAUGGGAGAAGUAUAAGGAAGCACUAAGUGAGGAUAUACUUGCCAAAACUCGGAGGGAAAACCCAACAUUGGAAAUUACUUUUUGUCCCGAGAUUUUCAACAGGGCGUUAAUAAUUUUAGAGAACAAGUGUAUUGCCAUGAUCAAUAAGACAUUAGUGCAGUUAGGCCUGCAAGCACCAGUACGAGAUCAACAAGAUGUACUGAAUUCAGAUUACAUGAGAGAGAAGAACUACAACAUGGAAGAGCUGCGUGCAUAUGUGGCAGAUAAGAAACCACUUCUAAAUCAAGAUCAAAGAAAAGGAUACCAAAUCAUUAUUGAUCAUAUAACAAGACAACAAGGUGACAACUUAGGCAAUCUAAACUGGUUGUGUGAGAGGGCUAUUCUUGCUGCUAAAAAUGAGGAUGUCCGUGAAAUUAACAAUCAAAUAUUUUCUAUGAUACCAGGAGCAGUUACUGAGUACAAAUCUUUUGAUACCGUAGUAGAUGCCGAUGAGGCUGUGAAUUUCCCACCAGAAUUCCUGAAUUCCCUUGAUCCAGCUGGAUUGCCACAACAUCGCCUAUCACUUAAAGUUGGAUGUCCUAUUAUUUUAUUACGAAACCUUGAAUCACCAAAACUGUGCAAUGGAACAAGGCUGUGUGUGAAAAACAUGUUGCCUAAUGUGUUGGAAGCUACUAUUUUGACAGGAAAGGGAAAGGGAGAAACAGUUUUUAUUCCACGAAUACCUCUUAUUCCAACAGAUCUGCCUUUUACUUUCAAGAGACUACAACUCCAGGUGACGCUUGCAUUUUCCAUCACGAUCAACAAGUCACAAGGGCAGUCCAUUUGGUACUGCGGAGUUGAUUUAAGAUCACCAUGUUUUUCACAUGGGCAACUUUAUGUAGCGUGCUCCAGGGUGGGUUCCCCAAAUAGUUUGUUCAUUUUAGCAAAUGCGGGAGAAACUAAGAAUAUAGUAUACAAACAAGUAUUGCAAUAAUAUGUCAGUUGAGUUAACCUCACUUUUUAAGAGUCUGUGAGUUGGUACUAAUCUGCUUCAUUGUACCAUAUUUUGCUCUGUUUCAACAUUC